AUGACAAGUAAUGGUAAGAGAUCUAAACACAUAUGGUCGAAGGUGGAGGACGCUAAGUUGGUGGAAGCUCUAUUGUAUUUAGUGGAGACCGGUUGGAGGUCCGACAAUGGGACGUUUCGACCAGGUUACCUACAACACUUGGAGCGAAUUCUGCAUGAGAAAGUGCCCGGGUGCACACUGAAUCAGAACACCAUUGAGUGCAAGGUGAGAAGUCUGAAGAAACAAUACAACAUAGUAUCAGAGAUGUUAAGUCAGUCAGGGUUCGACUGGAACGAGGAGUUCAAAUGUGUCCAGGUCGAGAGAGAGAUUUUCGAUCUUUGGGUUCUGAGUCAUCCCAAUGCGAAGAGGAUGUGGAACAAGCCAUUCCCACAUUACGAUGACUUCUCCACCGUAUUUGGGAAAGACAGAGUAGUAGGGAAAUCAAGUGAGGACCCAUACGUGAUGGCGACGAAUGCAUUCAGAGAGUUUGAAGAUGAGAUUCGACUUGGAUCACAGGACUGUCAAACCCCUGAGGUUCGCCAGACAGAAUCACCAUUAAAUCAAGAUGAAAUAGAUGAAGAGCCAGCAGAACAAUCUACAGGUAGAGCGAGUGUACCAGCCAAGUCAUCUCGAGGCAGUAAGAGGAAGAGGCCAUCAUUCUAA
This is a messenger RNA of Benincasa hispida (wax gourd), 642 nucleotides long. RefSeq lists its product as uncharacterized. Lineage: Eukaryota; Viridiplantae; Streptophyta; Magnoliopsida; Cucurbitales; Cucurbitaceae. The record is from RefSeq and is a predicted model, not a curated record.